Messenger RNA from Bicyclus anynana (squinting bush brown), 1092 nucleotides. RefSeq lists its product as uncharacterized. NCBI's taxonomy places the organism in Eukaryota, Metazoa, Arthropoda, Insecta, Lepidoptera, Nymphalidae. The record is from RefSeq and is a predicted model, not a curated record. The coding region runs from base 1 to 1092 and encodes 363 amino acids. The transcript is spliced from 2 exons. Gene Ontology annotation, cellular component: extracellular region.
AUGGAUCACGACUAUCCUACUACUACUUCUAGUGCAGACCCAGCUGAUUUAAGACAUACGCCUAGAUGUGAGAGCUGUCCAGGGGCAUUUAGUUUCGAGGGUCAGGUCAGAAACCCAAGAGUGAGUAAUAAAAGCGAUUUUCAUAUUGAUUAUUGUGCUCAUCCUGAUUGCUCUUUGAAAAAUCAACACACGAUGUGUGUAGCUAGAAACAAACACAGUCCACGACUGUUCGCUUCAGGCAUGACUACAUGGAUGAAGUAUCAGAUACUUCAAUUACACAAUAGACACAGAGACAACGUAGCGAUGGGUCUCGAAGCAGGACAACCACCGGCUGCGAACAUGCGUAAGAUGUACUGGGAUUAUGAACUCGAGGAAAUGGCGGAGAUAUGGGCGCGGCAGUGUCAAAAACGACAUGAUGAAUGUAGGAAUACAAUACGAUUUAACGUUAUACAGAAUAUGGAUGUGCGACCGAUAGCUCCACGUGUAACAGAGGCUCAAAUUUUAGCGGACACUGUCGGUGCAUGGUUCUCAGGGUCUAGGACUUUGCCACCGGAAUAUGUCUGGUCCUUCAGACCUACCAACUGUAGCGCCCCAGGAGGAUGCAACGCCCACUGGUAUUCGGCCGCGGCAUGGGCAUCAACUUGGCGGAUAGGUUGCUCGCAAGCUUUAUGCACUGUGAGACAGAGCUCAUGCAGUUUAUUCCGUAAGAGGAGAACUUUGCAAACUCAAGUUAGAAAUGCGACAGAUGCAUCUGUGCGGACCAGUACAAAGGAAAAUAUAUUGCGUCGAACUAAGUACAUGACUACGGCCAGUUCAUCGCGUUUAGAAGACUUUGGGACUACAGGGAAAAAGGACGACAGGGAGUCUCCUCUAUAUCGUGGAUAUUUGAAGUUGGAUAAAAAUCAAAAAAUAAAUGAACCAAAUAUCAUGGCUUACAUAUUUUGCAACUACGGGCCUGCGGGAAAUAUUGAUGGCUUUCCAAUAUACGAACCCGGUGUCACUUGCAGCAACUGUCCCUAUGGUACCAUAUGUGGAGUUGGAACUCAUAGAGCUUUAUGUUCACUUGUAGGCGAUCCUGACAAUAAAGAGUGA